UUCCAGCCCAGUUACUUCUGCGAGCUUCUCUGUGCAGCCAUUAACUCCAUCAACGCCAGGUGCUUAUCGUGACACCAGUUCGUGCCUGCCAGAGGCUCGGUGUCCGCCACUAUUGCUGGAAAACCCUCUUCUGGUUAGAUCACCAGCGAGCAUUUGGUCAAAUAGGCCUCUGAUUUCAACGCGAAAGGCUAGAAGCAAUGGGUUCUGAAUCGCGUGAUGCCGCCACGAAUCGUCUCUCCGUCCUGGCCGGUCACCUCUCGCUCUCAGACGUUCGCCAGGACGGCCAGUGGCUUCGCGUGAACCCCACGUCAGCGGAGAUCAGGCCCGCUCCCGGCGGUGGUCCCGGCGUGCUGCACGUGGUGGACGGGCGCACGGGGAAGAAGUACGACCUCGAGAUCAACGAGGACGGCGCCAUCCGCGCCAGCGAUUUCAAGAAGAUCAAGGCGGGAGGCGAUGGCAACGGUCUGAAGCUGUACGAUCCUGGUUAUCUCAACACGGCGCCCGUCCGAUCGUCCAUCUGCUACAUCGACGGCGAUAAGGGGAUCCUGCGAUAUCGCGGUUACCCGAUUGAGGAGCUCGCUGAGCGAAGCACGCACCUUGAGACAGCCUACCUGCUCAUGUACGGCAAUCUGCCGACCCAGGAGCAGCUGUCGGACUGGGAGGCCACCAUCAUGCAGCACUCCGCGCUGCCAGACGGCGUUCUGGCGGUGAUCGCGGCUCUCCCCCGCGACAGCCACCCCAUGGGAGUGCUCACAGGGGCCCUCUGCGCACUCUCCUCCUUCCACGCGGAUGCCAACCCCGCGCUGCAGGGUCAAGACCUCUACAAGUCGAAGGCUGUUCGCAACAAGCAGAUCGUGCGAGUGCUUGGCAAGGUGCCCACCAUCGCCGCUGCAGCCUACCUGCACAUGGCGGGGCGGCCCCCUGUGGCGCCUGCAGGCCACCUGUCGUAUGCCGAGAACUUCCUCUACAUGCUCGACUCCAUGGGCGACCGCUCGUACCGCCCGCACCCGCGUCUGGCGCGAGCGGUGGACAUUCUCUUCAUCCUGCACGCGGAGCACGAGAUGAACUGCUCCACCGCCGCCGCGCGCCACCUCGCCUCCAGUGGUGUGGAUGUCUACACCGCGCUGGCAGGAGCUACAGGCGCACUCUACGGCCCGCUGCACGGUGGAGCCAAUGAGGCGGUGCUGAAGAUGCUGAAUGAGAUCGGCAGCGUGGACAACAUCCCCGAGUUCAUCCAGGGCGUCAAGGACAGGAAGCGCCGCAUGUCAGGCUUUGGGCACCGCGUGUACAAGAACUACGACCCACGGGCCAAGGUCAUCCGCGGCUUGGCGGAGGAGGUGUUUUCCAUCGUCGGGCGUGACCCGCUCAUCGAGGUGGCGGUGGCGCUGGAGCAGGCAGCCCUGUCGGACGAGUACUUCAUCAAGCGCAAGCUCUACCCCAACGUCGACUUCUACUCCGGCCUCAUCUACCGCGCGCUGGGCUUCCCCACGGAGUUCUUCCCAGUGCUGUUCGCCAUCCCACGCAUGGUGGGGUACCUGGCGCACUGGAAGGAGUCCCUCGACGACCCCGAUACGCGCAUCAUGCGCCCGCAGGAGUGCUACAUUGGUGAGUGGUUCCGCCAUUACCAGCCUGUCGGCAUGCGCCCGCCCUCAGAUGCCGAGGGUCUGGGUCAGAUUGCUGUAUCCAACGCCACCAGGAGACGGCUCGCUGCCAUCUCCUCCAACAUGUGAUUCGGUUUGAUAUGCGGCUGGUUUCUAAGAAGGGACUGUGUACUGUGCGUGUCACACUAAGUGCGUGCGGUGCUGGUGUGGUUGUGAUAGAGAUGCUGUAUCAGGUCUCAUUCUCGUCAAUAAAGUUGUCAAUAUCUUUGAAUUGUGCAUGGAUCGUGCAAUGGAUGGCUUGUCUCAAUAAUCAGCUGUUUUACGAGGUUGGAAUAC
This is a messenger RNA of Closterium sp. NIES-67, 1937 nucleotides long. The record is from the annotation of a GenBank genome assembly. Lineage: Eukaryota; Viridiplantae; Streptophyta; Zygnematophyceae; Desmidiales; Closteriaceae.